Mucor velutinosus is the source of this 2994-nucleotide messenger RNA. RefSeq names its product dual specificity protein kinase yak1 (gene YAK1). NCBI's taxonomy places the organism in Eukaryota, Fungi, Mucoromycota, Mucoromycetes, Mucorales, Mucoraceae. The transcript has 6 exons. Bases 1 to 2994 code for a protein of 997 amino acids. The record is from RefSeq and is a predicted model, not a curated record.
AUGUCAUUCUCAAUCCGUAUAUCACGAGAAACAGAGCCAUCCUUCUGUACAAAUUGCUAUACCAGCUUUGACAGUGCCCGUGCUCUACGCAACCAUCGCCGAAACUGUCGUGCUCCCAUUUUGAAUGAAGAUCAAGAUGUUGAAAUGGAAGAGCAACCUCCAGUGGAAACAACGCUGAUACAGCCACAAUCUCCCCCCAGUGCGCUAGUCACAGCCAAUUCAGAUCAUGCAAACCAGCUGCAUGAUGAUGAUGCCAUGAGUGAUAUUGAAGAAAUGAUUCCUGCUGCUGACGAUGCUGAUUAUGACUACGCAGGCUUUGAACAGACGCCGGGUGCUGCUGAUCUGCUGCCUAUUGUCGAUAAUAAUGGAGACAAUCCAGAAGAACCAGGGCUUGAAUUUGAUUUGCUAAAUGUCAAAUACAAGACAGUUGGAGUAGUCGACCCAGAUGCAGAAGAUCAGGCUUGCUUCUACGAUUGCAGAUCCCUCGAAGACAUCAACCAAAAUACAUAUACAACCACAGAACUGGUUUCGAUUGAGCUGUAUGAUAUCGUCAAUGAUUUUGCUAUACCACGGGAUGCAUACAGAAAGUUGGUCAGGUUGAUGAACACUGUUUUGAGAGAUACAGAAAAAAUUAGUCGAGAAAGCAAUCCGGAGAUCAUGCAUGGCCCUCGUGUGCAAAGCAUGCUUCAGCGCCAAUCAUCGUUGACAUCCCAUGAAUAUGAUGUGUGUAUCAAUGGCUGCAAGCUGUACGCAUUGGAAGUAGACGACGAGGAGACAAUUUGUAAUAUUUGUUCCCAUGAAAGAUACGAUGCACGGGGAGAUCAUCGAGCCCUGUCAACAAUGAAAGUCAUGUCAAUUGGAGACAUCGUAUCACGAUUAGUUGCGAAUCCAAUAACGAGAGAGGAGCUUCGGUACCGACAUGCCUACGACAACAGAGACCUUGAAGAGAAUCCAUCCGAUGUUAUCAUUGCUGACGUAUUUGACGGCGCCACGUACAAGUCCAUCAAGAAUACGCAUUUCACAAAUGACCUGGAUAUCGCAGUUGCGAUCAUGAAUGAUGGCUUUGUAGUUGAAAAGAGAGGUGAUCGGCUAUUCACAAUUAUUCAUCUGAUGGUGUUCAAUUACGAUCCACACAAGCGUUACAAGGAGGAGUACACGCACGAGCUUUGUAUCUUUCCAGGAAAAAAGAAGCCCAAAUCAUUUGACUCGUUCAUUUCCAUCAUCUUGGCAGAGCUCCAGUGGCUUUCUACGUAUGGAAUGGUAGUCGAAACAAAUGAUGCUGGGCCAAUUCGUUUGAAGGUUCAUCCUCUAAUUUGUGGUGGUGAUACUCCAGCCGUGUUUGACUGGAGCAAGUGUGCUCAUCAUGCAUCUGAGUAUGGCUGUCGUUGGUGUCUUUCGCGUGGUAUGCACCCUGAUAAUCGCAGCCAUGGGAUGUACUUUCCAAAUGCUGGAAGCAUGCGUACGAAUGAAGAUUACGAGAGGGCUGAGUCCAACCUUGGAUUCAACGGUGUCAGCCUUUUCAAUCAGCUAUCGUCAUGCAUUGCACCCCAAUGCUUUGGAUUCGAAGAAAUGCAUACAUUAGCACGAGGUGUUGGUUCAGAACUCUUCGAGAUGCUCACUGUCGACCUGUCUCCGAACAACACAAAGUUCUUCUACACAUAUCCAGAUGGUGAAUUGGAGCGAGAAAAUUAUCCAUUUUUCAUUCCAAAGCAACGGCUGUUCGAGAUUGGCAAAGCAAUUGAGGACACAAGAUCAUAUAUACCAGUUGCAUUUGAUGGAAGCUUUUUGAAUCUGGUGGAGAAGCUACGAGGCACCCGCAGUGUUGACUAUCUUGAUAAUUUGCUGACCAUCAUACCUACUCUCUUUGUCCCAGAAUUAGCCAGUCCACAGGCUAGGAAAGCAAUCAUGAAGCUGGUUAGAGGCGUCUGUCUUGCAUUGCAAUGGGAGUUCACUGAGUCUAGGUUGGCAGAGAUUGAUGAAUGCAUUGACUUCUUCAUUGACUACUGCAAAGCUCAGAGAGAUGCCAUGUGCUUGUCACUUUCGGUCUUCCGUCCCGUAAUGCAUCAGCUUACACAUGUAGUGUGGAUGAUAAGAGAAAUGGGGCCAAUUGUAGCCUACUCCUCACGAAGUCAAGAACGAAGCAUUGGAAAGUUUGGUGAUUUGAUAACUGGCAAGUCAAGGACAGGCAAGCAAUCUUCCAACUUGAUUGAAAUUGUUGCAAUCAGAAACCAGCUGAAAAGGAUCUUCGACUCAAAUGAGUUCCUCCAAGGCAUUCGACCGCAGCCAUAUGCAUCCACCACAUACCUCAAUCAUCCAGAAUCUCUAACAAGCUCACAGUUGUGGGAACCUGAUCAAGAAGAGACAAAUUUGGAUCAUCAUUUUGGCUUCGAUGGUACUGAUCGUGCUGAACUCCAUGGUGUUCCAAUUGCAAGAUUCAAGCGUGCUUUGUCGAAAUACUAUUGUAGGAUACUCUCUCUUCAAAGGCUGAACAACAGUCCAUUGUCAAUGACGAUCAAGGUUGCCCAUCGUGCUCUAAUCGGUUCUACUGUCAUAGGAUCAGAAAUAUACAGAGAGAAGAUGCAUGAGUUUCGUAGAAGCAACCAUCUGGUCAUGUUUAGGUCAACUCACCUCAAUCGACUUAACCACCCUGUCUCCUGUUGGUUUGUUUCGCGAGUGAUAUUCUUUUUCCAACAUGUCUAUGAUGGGUCGACCUACUUUUUGGCUUUCGUUGAAACCAUGAAAAAUCAUGGUGUUGCUUCUCACGACAGGUCUGUCCCUUUUGUUCGUAUGAAUGAGCCUGUCGAACAACAAAUUGCAAGAAGGGUGCCGAGAGUGAUUGAUCCCAAGUAUGCUGUCAUUUCUAUUGACGAUGUUGAGAUGCAAGUGGGAUUGGUGAAAUCUUUGGAUAACGACUUGCACUUUAGCGUCAUUGCAAACUACCAUGCGUUUGAACAAGAUAUGUCGAUCGAUGCUGGCGAUAUUCGCAACCUUUAA